Gigantopelta aegis is the source of this 1042-nucleotide messenger RNA. RefSeq lists its product as uncharacterized. NCBI's taxonomy places the organism in Eukaryota, Metazoa, Mollusca, Gastropoda, Neomphalida, Peltospiridae. The record is from RefSeq and is a predicted model, not a curated record. Gene Ontology annotation, cellular component: cytoplasm. Gene Ontology annotation, molecular function: glycerophospholipid phospholipase A1 activity; A2-type glycerophospholipase activity. The coding region runs from base 1 to 504 and encodes 167 amino acids. Gene Ontology annotation, biological process: N-acylphosphatidylethanolamine metabolic process. The transcript is spliced from 3 exons.
AUGUGUCAAAUCAAAUUUAUUUUACCUGCUGAUGACGACAAUGUCAUAGAACUGACACGUGAUGGGCGCGUUGCCGAAAAAGACUUUUUGGAUGUCCAGGCAGACUCGAAAGUAGCAUGGGAAAGCAAUCGUAGCCCUUUUGUUGGAGCAGAAAUCGUGCGCAGAGCGAGGUCAAAAAUUGGAGGUGAACAUUGUGAUUUACUUUUGAAAAACUGUGAACACUUUGCCAAAUGGUGUCGAUAUGGUUAUGUAGAAAGUUCGCAGUCUAAGGCUGCAGUGGCAAUGGGUGCAGUAGCGUUUGCACCUUUCGCGCUGAUAGCUGCAGGGGCGGUGUUAGUAGGGGCAGUAGCAGCUGGAACAGUAACAGCAGCAGCAUCAGUUGCAGCAGCAACUCUCGGCUCUAGCAGUCCCACUGUCUCUUCUAACCAGUCAAAGGAGGGAAGACCAAGACGACGGAAAUCCGACUAUAAGAAAUAUUAUUUUGGAGUGUUCACUUUUUCGUGAGGUUAAAGUCAUCGUGCACCCGACUUAUAAUACCCAUCGUUACAAAAACAAUAAAACGUUACCAAUGUGACUCAUAAGUGAUCAUAACGAGAGUAGAGAAAUAUUUUUCUGAGAAACACUUCACAAUGAAUCAAGGACAUUCCAUUAAAAUUAAUAGAAUUUCGAAGAUAAAUUGAGAUUCGAGAAAGAAAGAAUAGCAAAAGAAAGGAAUUAUUUUCAAAACUGCAGUUUGAUCCUAGUCAAGGCUCUCAAUUUUCAUUAUGUUCACUGUACUGUCAAUGCACGUGUAGUUUUAUUUAGUUUAAUUUUUAUUCUUGUUAGAUAUAUUAUGUACUAUUUUGAGUUAAUAAUUUGUUUGUAGACGUGUGGUUUGUAUAUUUGUCUAUUCUUCAAUCCGUUUCUAUUUAGUUUAAUUCUUUUUUAUUAUUAGAUAUAUGUACUAAUAAGUUAAUAAUUAAUUUGUAAACUUGUGUAGGUGUAGUUUGUGUAUUUAUUUAGUGUUUUAUGAUCAUUAUUCUUGUCAGGGUUUCUGCCAGAG